Molecule: messenger RNA, 2466 nt
Organism: Sinocyclocheilus rhinocerous
Lineage: Eukaryota; Metazoa; Chordata; Actinopteri; Cypriniformes; Cyprinidae
Gene: cyp3a65
Product: cytochrome P450, family 3, subfamily A, polypeptide 65
Exons: 13
Coding region: 38-1573 (511 amino acids)
Molecular function (GO): steroid hydroxylase activity; oxidoreductase activity, acting on paired donors, with incorporation or reduction of molecular oxygen, reduced flavin or flavoprotein as one donor, and incorporation of one atom of oxygen; heme binding
Source: RefSeq, a predicted model, not a curated record
GCAGCGCUUCUAGUCUGAGCGUCCCGGAGCAGAAACCAUGAGCUACGGUCUGUUCUUCUCCGCCGAAACAUGGGCUCUGCUCAUGCUGUUUGUGGCGCUUCUGUAUGUAUAUGGAUCCUGGCCUCACAGUUUCUUCAAGAAGCUGGGCAUCCCGGGGCCCAAACCACUGCCGUUCUUCGGAACGAUGCUGGAAUAUAGAAAGGGGUUUCAUCAAUUUGAUGUGGAGUGUUUCAAGAAGUACGGACGAGUCUGGGGUAUCUACGAUGCGAGGCAGCCCGUUCUGUGCAUCAUGGACCAAUCCAUCUUCAAAACCAUCCUGGUUAAAGAAUGCUACUCUCUCUUCACCAACAGAAGGAACUUCCGUCUGAACGGGCCGCUGUAUGACGCCGUGUCCAUCGUUGAAGACGACGACUGGAGGAGGAUCCGCAGCAUCCUCUCGCCCUCCUUCACCAGCGGGAGGUUAAAGGAGAUGUUUGGCAUCAUGAAGACUCACUCUCACAUUCUGGUUGAUAAUCUGGGGCAAACAGCGACGCGAGGAGAAGCCGUGGAUGUUAAAGAGUUCUUCGGCGCGUACAGUAUGGAUGUGGUGACCAGCACGGCGUUCAGCGUCGACAUCGACUCUCUCAACAACCCCAAAGACCCUUUUGUGACCAACAUCAAGAAAAUGCUGAAGUUUGACUUACUGAACCCUCUGUUCCUGAUCACCGCUUUAUUUCCUUUCAUCACUCCUGUCCUGGAGAAAAUGGAUUUCGCCUUUUUCCCAACAUCUGUGACCGAUUUCUUCUUUGCUGCCUUAAAGAAGAUCAAGUCUGAAAGAGUGGCCAGCGACCACAAGAAGAAGAGAGUGGACUUCCUGCAGCUGAUGGUUGAUUCUCAGACAGCAGGGAAGGAACACACAGAGAAAGGUCUGAGCGACCACGAGAUCCUCUCGCAGUCCAUGAUCUUCAUCUUCGGCGGGUACGAGACCACCAGCAGCACUCUGUCCUUCUUCUUCUACAAUCUGGCAACCAACCCAGAGGCCAUGAAGAAACUGCAGGAGGAGAUCGACCAGACCUUCCCUGAUAAGGCUCCGGUGGACUAUGAAGUCGUCAUGAACAUGGAGUAUCUGGACGCGGCGCUGAACGAGUCUCUCCGGCUGUUCCCCAUUGUUGGUCGCCUCGAGCGGGUCUGUAAGAAAACGGUGGACAUCAACGGCCUCCUCAUCCCUAAAGACAUGGUGGUGAUGAUCCCGACCUUCGCCCUCCACAGAGACCCGGAUUACUGGAGCGACCCGGAGAGCUUCAAACCCGAGAGGUUCACUAAAGGCAACAAGGAGUCGAUCGACCCCUACAUGUACAUGCCCUUCGGUCUGGGGCCCAGGAACUGCAUCGGGAUGAGGUUUGCUCAGGUGAGCAUGAAGCUGGCCAUCGUGGAGAUCCUGCAGAGGUUCGACGUCUCCGUGUGUGACCAGACUCAGGUUCCUCUGGAGCUCGGCACCAGUGGUCUCCUGGUUCCCAAGGACCCCAUCAAACUCCAGUUCAAGCCUCGGAAGGUUUUCCUCUCAGAAGAUACGUGUAACAACAACACAUCGUAAAGAAGCUCUGCUGCUCGCUUCUCUUUCAGUCCGAGGAGAAGGUUUAACUGGUCUUUUAAAAUAAAAGAAUAGACGUAGUCUCUAGUCUUCAGUGAUUCUCUUUCGGACUCAGACUGAGAGUUCAGUAACUUUAAUCGGACAGAUUCUGCUGUCAUCUGGGACUUUCUGAGACUGCCAACAAUAAUGCCAUGAGAUUCAUAUUUAGGGGGUUUAUUUUGAUUGAGAGAACAAAAAAUGAGAUCAACCUUUAAAGAAAUUAUAUGGAAAUAUGAAAUAAAAUGUAUUUUAAAAAGUCUGCAGAAAUGUAUGUGACAUUCCCAGCCCGCUGCAUACUUGCAUCUGCACGAAUACACAUCUCCAGUACUACUUCAAAUUAAUACACCAGACAAAAUAACUCAAUCUCACUACAAGCACAUAAAUAUGAUGAAUAACGCUGCGUCCUCUGACACACAUUAACACUCAAACAUAUUUCCAUUAACCUUUUCUAACACCAAGAUGUUAAAUCAGGAUAUACACGUGAAUGUGACCCACAAUUUCUCAAUGGCCACCAAUUCUUGCAAGGGUUUCAUCAUUUUAAAUUCCCUUUUAGUUCUUUUUUCCCACAGUUUCAAUGGAAAAGUAUUCCAAAAACACUUUUUUUUUGGCGUUUUACUUGAGGGUACAAUGAAGACGGCUCAUAAUCAGGCCUUAUAGGGUUAGAACCUACAAGCUUUUUGUUAAUGACGCUUUAUCUUUAACCACGCUUUAUUAGCCAUACCUCAGGAACGACAUGCUUGUUUGUGCAUAUGUGUUCAUGACCCAGAGCCAUCACAUUACUAAACAUAUAGGCUAGUCCUCUUAAAACACAUAUUGGCCUGGUUUCACAGACAGGGCUUAGGUUAAACCAGGAUUAG